Messenger RNA from Planococcus citri (citrus mealybug), 2016 nucleotides. RefSeq names its product transcription factor Adf-1-like. The transcript has 3 exons. Gene Ontology annotation, molecular function: DNA binding. Lineage: Eukaryota; Metazoa; Arthropoda; Insecta; Hemiptera; Pseudococcidae. Bases 643 to 1311 code for a protein of 222 amino acids. Gene Ontology annotation, biological process: regulation of transcription by RNA polymerase II. Gene Ontology annotation, cellular component: transcription regulator complex; nucleus. The record is from RefSeq and is a predicted model, not a curated record.
UCCAUAUUAUUGUAGCUGAAUUCGCGAGACCUCUUGGAAUGGAAUUCUCGUCAUUUUACGCGUCUAGAACGCCUGUACAUAAUCAUUAUGGUGCUACAAUAUGAAGUUGGUUCGUUGGUUGUUAUUUAUGGGCACGAUUAGCCAACAUAAUAUGUACGUGUAAGUUAGGUAGGUAGGUGGGUAGGUAGGUGCCUAUCUGCUCGACAUCGUUGGCGGCCUGGCGGGGUUCACGCUGCGGCCCGCGAACUGCGGCUGGCGGCCGACGCCGACGGUUCGUCGCCGUCGUUGACGGUCGACCGUCGACGACGUCGAUGGGGAAUAAUCGAAACUACACGGAGAGAAACACGCGUAAAGGAUAUAAUGGUACGCUCGAACGUGACAAAAGUACCCAACGAAUUAUGCGCGCGCACAAAAAAUACGCUGGCGUGCGGAGCGUCGUUUUGUAGCCGGGAACGCGAGCCGCGUCGAUGGCGAUUUUCUUCUCAUCAGUCUGUAUACGUUUAAUGGCGAACGCGCGUGAUUUUUAGUUUAUUUUUUCACGCUCUCUGUGCUCUGUGCUGCCCUAUCGUCGUCGUUCGUAAUCGUAAAAGUGAAAAAAUACGCUUUUUCGGUUUUCAGCAGCCGCGAAAGCCAACAGAAAUCAUGACUUCGUACGAUGAGAAACUGAUUACGGUCGUUUCGCAGCAUCCAGUAUUGUAUAAUCACAUGAGAAGCGAUUACAAGAGUACUGAAAUUAAAGCCGAAGCGUGGGAAGCCGUCAGACAAUGUUUGGAUACGAAUGAACCUGUGGAAAAAAUCAGGCAACGCUGGAAAUCGAUCCGAGACUCGUACGUCAAGUUUUUAAACAAACUGGAGAAAGCCGGCAAUGGUUUGAGAAUCAAACCGUACAAAUUCGAAAAACACUUGAAGUUUUUGGAUCCUUUCAUCUGCCAGCCUAAAGAUGGCAGUCAGAUGUUAUUCGAUAGCGACGAUACCCAAAUCGAGUCACCGGAUCAAGUCCUGUCGGUAUCGCAUAUUAAAAUGGAAGAAGAAACCACGACCGGCAAUUCGCGUAAAAGGAAAUGUAAAGAAAACAGCUCGUACUACGCCUUGGAUAACGGUUACGCUUCUAUGAACCAAGACUACCGAAUGUACCCGCAAAUGGACGACCUAGACUUAUUCUUUCUGAGUAUUUCGCAAACGAUGAAGAAGCUCAAACCAUUAACGGUGGCUAAAUUGAAAAAACAGAUAUCCAAUUUAGCGACGGAUGCCGAAAUUCGCGAGCUAGAAGAAGUAGAUCAGUACGCCAUGUUGGGUGAUCAGUACAAUUAGAAAAAACUUUCAUUUGUGAUAAAUCCUAUUUACCCAUACCUUUACUUUACCUACCUACUCUUCACUAUUCUCGAAUUGUUUGUUUACUAUGUAAGGGUUUUUUUUCUUUUCUAUUGUCAAAAUUCGACUGAUUUUUAUUUUUUAUUAAGGAACUUAUUUUAAUAAGCCUCUAUGUCCCACCUCAAUGUUUGUAAGGAAGUAAUUUGAUGAUUCGAUGUGUUUUAUAUUUUAGGUAAUUAUUAAUAUGUAUUGGCGUGUGAUUGUUUAUGUUACUCGUACUAUGUUUACAUUGUUCACGUUACCAUCGUCGUUAUAAGCUUUUGAGAGAAUAAUCGUUUGUCGACAAUCAACGUUAAUAAUUCGGUGGUAUUUUUAUUUUAUUUCCGGUUACGAUUGCCAUCGAUUCGUAUGGUUUUUAUAUAUAAAAAACAGCUACCUGUAUCUAACAUGCUGAAAUAAUUUUUCUGUUAUUCGAGUUAAUUCAAUUAGAAGUAUGUAAUCGAAGCUCAACUGCUCAGAGAUGUCGAUUUAGUGAUUUGUAAAGUCGUGAGAUUACUUUCGAGUUUUAUUAUGUCAUUUCUCUACGACGACGAUAAGUUAAGUUUACAUAUAUUAUUUCUCAACGUUGUGUGUUUUUUUUGAGUUCGUUUCUAUUUUUUAAAAUUUAAUGAUCUCUGUAAUUAAAUAAAUUUUCGUUUACGUAAA